Molecule: messenger RNA, 5243 nt
Organism: Lepus europaeus (European hare)
Lineage: Eukaryota; Metazoa; Chordata; Mammalia; Lagomorpha; Leporidae
Gene: RNF123
Product: ring finger protein 123
Exons: 37
Coding region: 935-5047 (1370 amino acids)
Cellular component (GO): cytoplasm
Molecular function (GO): protein binding; ubiquitin-protein transferase activity
Source: RefSeq, a predicted model, not a curated record
CUCGCUAGGCUAAUCCUUUGCCUGCAGCGCCAGCACCCCGGGUUCUAGUCCCAGUUGGGGCGCCGAAUUCUGUCCCGGUUGCUCCUCUUCCAGUCCAGCUCUCUGCUAUGGCCCGGGAAGGCAGUGGAGGAUGGCCCAAGUGCUUGGGCCCUGCACCCGCAUGGGAGACCAGGAGGAAGCACCUGGCUCCUGGCUUUGGAUCUGCGCAGUACAGGCCGUAGCGGCCAUUUGGGGGGUGAACCAAUGGAAAAAGGAAGACCUUUCUCUCUGUCUCUCUCUCUCUCACUGUCUAACCCUGCCUGUCAAAAAAAAAAAAAAACUUAUGUUUGAAAGUCAGAAUGGCAGAGAGGGCAUGAUAUCCAUCUUCCAGCUGCUGGUUCAGUCCCCAAAUGGCUGCAACAGCCAGGGCUGGACCAGACUGAAGUCAGGAACCAGGAACUUCAUCUGGGUCUCCCAGUCUGCUAUAUGCAUGGCAGGGGCCCAGACACCUAGGCCAUCACCCACUGCCUAUCCAGACACGUUAGCAGGGAGCUAAUGGAAGGAUUAGAAACAAAGCAACCUGGUCUUGCACCUGUACUCUUAUAUGGAUACUUGUGUUGCAAGCAGCAGGUUAAUGUGGUUUGCUACAGCAAUGGCCCCGAAUUUUUUUUUUUAAAGAUUUAUUUAUUUAUUUGAAAGAGUUACAGAGAGUGACAGAGAAAGAGGGAGAGAGGUCUUCCAUCUGCUGGUUCACUCCCCAAAGCCAGGAGCCUGGAGCUGCUUCUGGGACUCCCACACAGGUGCAGGGGCCCUGCGACUUGGGGUGUCUUCUGCUUUCCCAGGCCAUAGCACAGAGCGGGAUUGGAAGUGGAGUAGCUGGGACUCGAACUGCUGCCCAUGUGGGAUGCCGGCACCGCAGCCUCCAGGAGCACUGACUGCCCAUGGGAGAUGAAGGAUGGCGUCCAAGGGGGCCGGCGUGUCUCUCUCCCGCAAGAGCUAUAGGCUGACCUCAGAGGCGGAGACAUCCAGGGUCACAGGCAUUGUGCACGAGAAGCUGCUGAAUGACUACCUGCACCGCAUCUUUUCCUCUCCCGACCACACAACACCGACAGCCACCAGCAGGAAACCCUUGAACUUCCAGAACCUUCCAGAACACCUGGACCAGCUGCUGCAGGUGGACAGUGAAGAUGAAGAAAGCGAGGGACAGGUUGAAGGGCGGCUUGGCCCAUCCACUGUGGUCCUGGACCACACGGGUGGCUUUGAAGGGCUUCUCCUCGUGGACGAUGACCUCCUCGGGGUGAUUGGACACAGCAACUUUGGCACCAUCCGCUCUACCACGUGUGUGUACAAAGGGAAGUGGGUCUACGAGGUGCUCAUCUCCUCCCAGGGGCUCAUGCAGAUUGGCUGGUGCACCAUCAACUGCCGCUUCAAUCAGGAGGAGGGGGUGGGCGACACACACAACUCCUACGCCUAUGAUGGCAACCGGGUGCGCAAGUGGAACGUGACCACCACAAAUUACGGCAAGGCAUGGGCAGCGGGGGACAUUGUAAGCUGCCUCAUCGACCUGGACGAUGGCACUCUCUCCUUCUGCCUAAAUGGUGUGUCGCUGGGCACCGCCUUUGAGAACCUGUCCAGGGGUCUGGGGAUGGCCUACUUCCCUGCCAUCAGCCUGUCUUUCAAGGAGUCCGUGGCUUUCAACUUCGGCAGCCGUCCGCUGCGCUACCCUGUGGCGGGCUACCGGCCCCUGCAGGACCCCCCGUGUGCUGACCUGACGCGGGCACAGAGGCUGCUGGGCUGCUUCCGGGCAGUGCUUAGCGUGGAGCUGGACCCCAUGGAAGGGCGGCUGGUAGAGAAGGAGAGCUCUGAGUGGCAGUUGCAGGGCCAGCCCACUGUCCUCCUCACACUGGCCCACAUCUUCCAUCGCUUCGCCCCGCUCCUGCACCAGGUGUACUUGGUGGAGGCUGUGCUCAUGAGCUUCCUGCUGGGCAUCGUGGAGAAGGCCACACCCACACAGGCACAGUCGGUGGUGCACCAGAUCCUGGACCUCUUGUGGCUCUUCAUGGAGGACUACGAGGUACAGGAUUGCCUCAAGCAGUUGAUGAUGUCUCUGCUGCGGCUGUACCGGUUCUCGCCCAUCGUCCCGGACCUGGGCCUGCAGAUCCACUACCUGCGGCUCACUAUCGCCAUCCUGAGACAUCAGAAGUCCCGCAAAUUUCUGCUUAGCAACGUCCUCUUCGACGUGCUCCGGUCAGUGGUCUUCUUCUACAUCAAGAGCCCCCUGCGUGUGGAGGAGGCUGGCCUGCAGGAGCUCAUUCCCACCACCUGGUGGCCCCACCGCUCCAGCAGGGAGGGCAAAGACAGCGCGGAGGACCGGGCAGAGGCUGCGGAGGAGCGGCCCCGCCGGCGGGCCUACGAACGGGGCUGCCAGCGGCUCAAGAAGCGCAUCGAAGUGGUGGAAGCCCUGCAGGUCCAGAUCUUGAAGCUGCUGCUGGACAAUAAAGAUGACAAUGGGGGUGAAGCUUCUAGGUACAUUUUCCUGACCAAGUUUCGAAAGUUUCUGCAAGAGAACGCCAGUGGCCGGGGGAACAUGCCCACGCUCUGCCCCCCUGAGUACAUGGUCUGCUUCUUGCACCGGCUCAUUUCCGCCCUGCGGUACUAUUGGGAUGAAUACAAGGCUUCCAACCCCCGUGCUUCCUUCAGUGAGGAGGCCUACAUCCCACCCCAGGUCUUCUAUAAUGGCAAAGUGGACUACUUUGACUUGCAGCGCCUCGGGGGCCUCCUUUCACAUCUUCGGAAGACCCUCAAAGAUGACCUUGCUUCCAAAGCCAACAUCGUGAUCGACCCGCUGGAGCUCCAGGCGACCACCAUGGACGACCUGGACGAGGAUGAGGAGCCAGCCCCUGCUGCGGCCCAGCGCCCUGUGCAGGCCCUCGCCGUGGGGGGCGCCCUGCCCCUGCCUCGGCCCGGCUGGCUCAGCUCUCCAACCCUGGGCCGAGCUAACCGCUUCCUCAGCACAGCAGCCGUGAGCCUCAUGACCCCACGGCGGCCCCUGAGCACCUCGGAGAAAGUGAAGGUCCGCACCCUGAGCGUGGAGCAAAGGACCCGGGAGGACAUUGAGGGCAGCCACUGGAACGAAGGCUUGCUGCUGGGGCGGCCCCCUGAGGAGCCUGAGCAGCCGCUCACCGAGAACUCGCUGCUGGAAGUCCUGGAUGGCGCCAUCAUGAUGUAUAACCUCAGCGUGCACCAGCAGCUGGGCAAGAUGGUGGGUGUGUCUGACGACGUGAACGAGUAUGCCAUGGCCCUGAGGGACACAGAGGACAAGAUCCGCCGGUGCCCCAAGCGGAGGAAGGACAUCCUUGCAGAGUUGACCAAGAGCCAGAAGGUGUUCUCGGAGAAGCUUGACCACCUGAGCCGCCGUCUCGCGUGGGUGCAUGCCACUGUCUACUCCCAGGAGAAGAUGUUGGACAUCUACUGGCUGCUGCGCGUCUGCCUGCGCACCAUCGAGCAUGGCGACCGCACGGGUUCUCUCUUUGCUUUCAUGCCCGAGUUUUACCUGAGUGUGGCCAUCAACAGCUACAGUGCUCUCAAGAACUACUUUGGCCCUGUGCACAGCAUGGAGGAGCUCCCAGGCUACGAAGAGACCCUCACACGCCUGGCCGCCAUCCUUGCCAAGCACUUUGCCGACACCCGCAUCGUGGGCACUGACAUCCGAGAUUCGCUGAUGCAGGCCCUGGCCAGCUAUGUGUGCUACCCACACUCCCUACGGGCUGUGGAGCGGAUCCCCGAGGAGCAGCGUAUUGCCAUGGUGAGGAGCCUCCUGGCUCCCUAUGAGCAGCGGCCUUGGGCGCAGACCAACUGGAUCCUGGUGCGACUCUGGAGGGGCUGUGGGUUCGGGUACCGCUACACACGGCUGCCACACCUGCUGAAAACCAAGCCCGAGGAUGCCAGUUUGCCCAGCCUGCAGAAGCCCUGCCCCUCCACGCUGCUACAGCAGCACAUGGCAGACCUGCUGCGGCAGGGCCCCGACGUGGCGCCCAGCUUCCUCAACAGCGUCCUGAACCAGCUCAACUGGGCCUUCUCUGAGUUCAUCGGCAUGAUCCAAGAGAUCCAGCAGGCUGCUGAGCGCCUGGAGCGAAACUUCGUGGACAGCCGGCAGCUCAAGGUAUGUGCCACCUGUUUUGACCUCUCGGUCAGCCUGCUGCGUGUCCUGGAGAUGACCAUCACCCUGGUGCCCGAGAUAUUCCUCGACUGGGCCCGGCCUACCUCUGAGAUGUUGCUGCGGCGUCUGGCACAGCUGCUGAACCAGGUGCUGAACCGGGUGACAGCUGAGCGGAACCUGUUUGACCGUGUGGUCACCCUGCGGCUGCCUGGCCUGGAGAGCGUGGACCACUACCCCAUUCUGGUGGCAGUGACGGGCAUCCUGGUGCGGCUGCUGGUGCAUGGUCCGUCCUCAGAGACAGAGCGAGCCACGUCCGUGCUCCUGGCUGACCCCUGCUUCCAGCUCCGCUCCAUCUGCUACCUUCUGGGGCAGUCAGAGCCCCCGGCACCUGGCGCUGCCCUGCCUGCCCCUGACCGGAAGCGCUUCUCCCUGCAGAGCUAUACUGAUUACAUCAGUGCUGAGGAGCUGGCCCAGGUGGAACAGAUGCUGGCGCACCUGACCUCCGCCUCCGCCCAGGCAGCAGCUGCUUCCCUGGUGAGUAGGAGCGCCGCACGCCCACAGACAACAGUGUCCACCCAAGCUGAGCCCGCCCUAACGCUCCCUCCUACAGCCCACCAGCGAGGAGGACCUCUGCCCCAUCUGCUAUGCCCACCCCAUUUCUGCCGUGUUCCAGCCCUGUGGCCACAAGUCCUGCAAGUAAGUAGCCUCCAGGCACCUGCAGGUCGGGGCACAGGGAGCCCGGGCAGCGCUCACCCCCUGCCCCCGCCCUGGUGUUGCAGAGCCUGCAUCGAUCAGCACCUGAUGAACAACAAGGACUGCUUCUUCUGCAAAGCCACCAUCGUGUCUGUAGAGGACUGGGAGAAGGGAGCCAGUGCUACCGCCACCGCCGCCACCUCCUCGGCUGCCUAGCCCACGCAUCUGGAACCUCCGCCCUCGGGCCCAGACCCCAGGCUGGGCCCUAUUUAUGAGCGCCCCUCCCCUGCCCCCUCCAGCCUCCUGCCUGUGUGUGUAGUCUGACUGGUGGGAGCCUAGCCGCGGCCCUAACUGCCUGAGCUGAACAGGAGUCAGGGCCACAGCGCGCAUUAAAUUAUUAUUCCAGACAGCC